Messenger RNA from Lasiodiplodia theobromae, 1122 nucleotides. RefSeq names its product Lipase 2. Lineage: Eukaryota; Fungi; Ascomycota; Dothideomycetes; Botryosphaeriales; Botryosphaeriaceae. Bases 1 to 1122 code for a protein of 373 amino acids. Gene Ontology annotation, molecular function: hydrolase activity. The transcript has a single exon. The record is from RefSeq and is a predicted model, not a curated record.
AUGUCCGGCCUACAACGCUUCUUCUCGCAGCCGCUCGACGUGCAAUGGCGCACCGCCGUCCUGCGCCUCCCCCGCGCCGUCCCCGACCUCACCCUCCGCUUCACCUCGCCCGAAGGCCCGCACCCGUUCGUCCUCAAGCUGCCCUCCCGAAACCCGGCCGCCUACACCGUCCCCGUCUACGUCUUCGUCCCCACCUCGCCACCCCCCUCGCCCGCGGGCUACCCGGUAGUCCUCGACUUCCACGGCGGCGGCUUCGUCAUGGGGUCGUGCCUGGAGCAGUCGCCCUUCUGCGCCAAGAUGGCGCGCGACCUGGGCUGCGUCGCCAUCUCGGUCGACUACCGCCUCGGCCCCAUCGACCCGUUCCCGUCCGCCAUCGAGGACGGCGAGGACGUGCUCAGCGCCCUGCUCGACCCGGCCUCGCCCGCUUACAAGGCCCUGCGCGACGGCAUCGCUGCCAACGUGAAACCCCCCGCUCCCGACGCGCCGAGGCCGGAUAUCACACUGGAUACUUCGCGUCUCUGCAUCUCGGGCUUCAGCAGCGGUGGGAACCUCGCUCUGAACCUCGCGUUGUCGCUGCAGCCGGGCCCGGAAGUAGGGGACAAGCCCUGGCCUAGCAGGAUCCCGCCGGAUUUUGCGAGGAGCAUCCCGCUGCUGCUGUAUUACCCGUCGUUUGAUGCACGCCAGCUGCCCUCGGAACGCACGCGUCCGCCUAAGCUGCCCCUCACGAAGAGCUUCUGGGGCGACAGCUUCGACCUCCUGCACCCGACGUACAUCCCGCGCGAUAAGGCGGCACACCCGCGCGCCUCGCCUGGCCUGGCGGAUCUGCGUAAUGGCGGAUUGCAUCCAAAGGCCCGCAUGUACCUCGUGCUGCCUGAGCUGGACUCGUUGGCGGAGCAGAGCGAGGUGUGGGUCAAGAAGGUGGCGGAGGAGGGGAGGGGAGGGGAUCUGAGGGUUGAGCGGUUUGAGGGCAUGAAGCAUGGGUGGACUCAGAUGCCCGUGGGGUGGUUGGAUGAGGCGCAGAAGAGGGCGCGCGAGGUUACGUUUGAGACGGCGGUCGAGUUUGUGAGGGACGCGUGGGAGGAGGGGGAUGUGCCGGCCGGUGUUGGGAGUGUGAGAGUUUGA